Messenger RNA from Phyllotreta striolata, 751 nucleotides. NCBI's taxonomy places the organism in Eukaryota, Metazoa, Arthropoda, Insecta, Coleoptera, Chrysomelidae. The record is from the annotation of a GenBank genome assembly.
AUGUCAAUUCUAGUCAAGUUGGUCAACAAAUGUUUUUUUAGUUAAAAAGCGAAUUUUACAAUUUAAGAAAUGGAUACAGCAAAGUUAGAGAUGUUCGAUGCAGAAGAAGAAAUAGUACAAGGGGAAAUGAACAUACCAAAUCAACCAAAUAAUUCGCAAAUUGGUCAACCAGAUUUUAAUACUUUAAACGAGCCGAUUAGAGAUACAAUCCUCAGAGAUUUGAAAGCUGUAGGUGUAAAAUUCGCAUAUGUGCUAUUCCCUAAAGAAAAACGAACCUUGUUACGAGAAUGGGAUUUGUGGGGUCCCUUGUUCCUUUGUACAUUUAUGGCUAUGUUCCUCCAAGGAUCGCCUACCAAAGACGAUUCCAACGAUGGUGGUCCGGAAUUUUCCCAAGUAUUUGUUAUCGUUUGGAUAGGUUCGAUAGUAGUCACUUUAAAUUCGAAAUUAUUGGGAGGAAAUAUAUCGUUCUUUCAAAGCGUUUGCGUGUUAGGAUAUUGUUUAUUACCAACAACCAUUGCUUUAAUCGCUUGCCGAGUAAUAUUACUAACAGAACAAUCAGUAUGGUUGUUUUUCGUUAGAUUGGUUAUAUCUAUGGUGGGUUUUAUAUGGGCAACGUAUGCUUCCAUCAUUUUUUUGGGAGACAGUCAAAAACCAGGAAGGAAAGCUUUAGCAGUGUACCCGAUAGGUCUCUUUUACUUUAUUAUAUCGUGGCUAGUGAUAUCGAAAACAAGAUAGAAAUAUUAAAUUAAGU